Messenger RNA from Talaromyces atroroseus, 924 nucleotides. RefSeq lists its product as hypothetical. Lineage: Eukaryota; Fungi; Ascomycota; Eurotiomycetes; Eurotiales; Trichocomaceae. Gene Ontology annotation, biological process: carbohydrate transport; transmembrane transport. Gene Ontology annotation, cellular component: membrane. The record is from RefSeq and is a predicted model, not a curated record. Gene Ontology annotation, molecular function: carbohydrate:proton symporter activity. The transcript is spliced from 3 exons. Bases 1 to 924 code for a protein of 307 amino acids.
AUGGACUCAUCAGUACCUCAGCUAGGUCAACUGUUUGCGUCGUUGAUAUGCCGCCGAACAAGCACAUUCAAUGGCAAUGCAUCUUGGAGACUCCCAUUCGGCUUGUUCUACAUCAUCCCGAGCACCUUGCUUAUUCUAUUAUGGUUUGUGCCUGAGUCUGUACUAAUGCACCGGUCAGUCUCCCCGAUGGUACUUGAUCCAGGGCCGCUCCGACGAAGCCCUGCAUUCCCUUCAGAGGCUUCGCCGCGGCCGUUUCGCAGAAGAGGAAAUCCAGGCCGAGUGGCGAGAGCAUCCAUGAGCAUUACUGUUGAUCGCGGUCGGUUUGUGGAAGUCUUCAAAGGAGUAAAUCUUGGCCGCACGUUGAUUACUGUUGGAACCAACGUAUUUCUACAAAUAACGGGGCAGAACUUUGUUUCAAACUAUGGAACAAUUUUUAUCGAGUCUUUGAGAACGAUCAAUGCCUUUACAGUGACGGUUAUAAACUCCGUUGCUAAUAUUGUCGUUGUUCUGGCUGUCAUGUUGAUGGCGGACAAGGUCGGACGAAAACCGCUCCUAAUUGUGGGUGCCAUCAUUCAAACCGGCGCUCUUUUCGCCAUGGGCGGCCUCGGUAUCUCAGCGGCUCCCUCUCUCGCCGCCAGAAAGGGCAUCACAGCAAUGGUGAGCGUCUUUGGAGCCGGAUACUCCAUCGGAUGGGCACCGCUUGCCCAUGUCAUUGCCGCCGAGAUUCCAAGCGUCCGAUUGAGAGAUUUCACCUAUGGACUGGCCUCCUUGGUCAACAUCGUCAUACAAUUUGCAGUCUCGUUCUCCAUCCCGUAUCUGCUAGAUGCUCCUUAUGCAGAUCUACAGUCCAAGGUGGGAUUCAUUUUUUGGCUCGUUUGCGGCUUGUGCGAUCCUGUUUUCUUGGUUGGUUAUUCCGGAGUUUAA